UUAACCCUUUACUUUUUUACUUUUACAGGUGAGCGAGUGCUGUGCUUUCAUGGGCCUCUUCUCUAUGAAGCAAAGUGUGUAAAGGUUGCCAUAAAGGACAAACAAGUGAAGUACUUUAUUCAUUACAGUGGUUGGAAUAAAAAAAGUGCUGUGAGGCCAAGGCGCUCUGAAAAAACUUUGAAGACACGUGAGGAUAUUGUAGCCCUUUUUCCUGUUCCUGAAGGAGCUCCCUCAGUACACCACCCCCUCCUGACCUCUAGUUGGGAUGAAUGGGUUCCAGAAAGCAGAGUACUCAAGUACGUGGACACCAAUCUGCAGAAGCAGCGGGAACUUCAAAAAGCCAAUCAGGAGCAGUAUGCAGAGGGGAAGAUGAGAGGGGCUGCCCCAGGAAAGAAGACAUCUGGUCUGCAACAGAAAAAUGUUGAAGUGAAAACAAAAAAGAACAAGCAGAAAACACCUGGAAAUGGAGAUGGUGGCAGUACCAGUGAGACUCCCCAGCCUCCUCGAAAGAAAAGAGCCCGGGUGGAUCCGACUGUUGAGAAUGUGAGUUUGUCCUUAGGUUUACGAAUAGGAUGUGCAGUCUCAGUCAUGUUCAGCACAAUAAAACAGUCCCAGAAACACUGCUACCUCUUUUAUCUUCCUGCCAAGAAGAACGUGGAUUCCAUUCUGGAGGAUUAUGCAAAUUACAAGAAAUCUCGAGGAAACACAGAUAAUAAGGAGUACGCUGUUAAUGAAGUCGUGGCAGGGAUUAAGGAGUACUUCAAUGUGAUGCUGGGCACUCAGCUGCUCUACAAAUUUGAGAGGCCUCAGUAUGCCGAAAUCCUCGCAGACCACCCGGAUGCACCCAUGUCCCAGGUGUACGGAGCGCCACAUCUACUGAGAUUAUUUGUACGAAUUGGAGCGAUGUUGGCCUAUACGCCUCUGGAUGAGAAGAGCCUUGCUUUAUUACUGAAUUAUCUUCAUGAUUUCCUAAAAUACCUGGCAAAGAAUUCUGCAACUUUGUUUAGUGCCAGCGACUAUGAAGUGGCCCCUCCUGAGUACCACCGGAAAGCUGUGUGAGGCGCUUCCCUACCCUUGUGUUUGGAUCUCUGUACACAUUCUGUUCUUAGUCCUUCUCUUGUACAAAUGAUGUACUUUGAAAAUGUUAGUGUAUAACAGAAUCGAUGUUUGUUUUCCGUUUGGUUUUAAACAGAGAAAAUAAAAGGGGUUACAGCUCCUUUUUCCUUUCCUUUAUUUUUCAUUUCAAAGUUGCUGCCAGUGUAUUCAGUGAUGGACAACAGAGAGACAUACUGUAGAGUGUCCUAUUGCCUAGUUGACAAAGCUGCUUUUGAAUGCUGGUGGUUCUAUUCCUUUGACACUACGCACUUUUAUAAUACGUGUUAAUGCUAUAUGACAAAAUGCUCUGAUUCCUAGUGCCAAAGGUUCAAUUCAGUGUAUAUAACUGAACACACAUCCAUUUGUGCUUUUUUUUUAAUGGUGCUUACAGUAAAGAGCCCAUCCUUUGCAAGUCAUCCAUGUUGUUCCUUAGGCAUUUUCUCUUUGCUCAGAUCGUUGAAGAGUGGUGGCUUGUUUCAUGGUUUUUGUAUUUGUGUCUAAUGCACGUUUUAACAUGAUAGAUGCAAUGCAUUGUGUAGCUGCAGUUUUCUGGAAAAGUCAAUCUUUUAGGAAUUGUUUUUCAGAUCUUCAAUAAAUUUUUUCUUUAAAUUUCAAA
Molecule: messenger RNA, 1711 nt
Organism: Pteropus alecto (black flying fox)
Lineage: Eukaryota; Metazoa; Chordata; Mammalia; Chiroptera; Pteropodidae
Gene: MORF4L1
Product: mortality factor 4 like 1
Exons: 11
Biological process (GO): chromatin organization; regulation of DNA-templated transcription
Cellular component (GO): NuA4 histone acetyltransferase complex; nucleus
Source: RefSeq, a predicted model, not a curated record